AAUCAUAAUUACCAAAGAUAUGAUACGGUAAUUUGGUAUCUUUCUGCAAUCCAUUUAUGAUCAAAUUUACUGUUUUCUACGUUGAAUAACGUUUUAAUAGUCACUUUAUCACGAUCUAAACUGAACAAAGGACAUAUUUGUUAUCUGCAAAUAUGUCCAAGCUUUUACUACUGUGUUUGGCGAUUUUCGGCCUAACAUCGGCUGACCACCCAGCAUGGCACAGAGAUUUCGAACCAAUCCCCAUAACUGACAAUACAACGAGAAGCAUUGAACAGGUUUAUAGAUUACCAGAGACAGUUAAACCAUUGGAAUACGAUAUUUAUUUAGAUUUGUACUUCGCUGAAAGAACAGACAGGCCCUUCAGUUAUGAUGGUAGAGAGACCAUCAUUAUAGAGGCAGUAGCAGAAGGCGUGACUCAAAUUGUUCUACAUUCAAACGUGGACAGCAUCAACGCUGUUUCUGUGCUAACGGAAGGUGGCGCACCAUUCCCAGUUAAUACAAGGGAGCCUUUCACACUGGAGCCUCAGUAUCAUUUCCUAAAAAUUAAUUUGAACGAACCCCUUGUUGUUGGACAGAAAUACUCUUUGUAUAUUGAAUAUUCUAGCACAAUGAACGAAGGCCCAAUGAAGAGGGGUAUUUGGAGGGGAUGGUACAUCGACAACGAUGGUACAGAAAGGAUCUACGCGACAACACAUUUCCAGCCGUAUAAUGCGAGACAGGCAUUCCCAUGCUGGGACGAGCCACUGUUCAAGUCAGUCUUCAAACUCCACGUCUCGAAGCCAAAAUCCUACACCGGCACGUUCUCAAACACUGGCGUCGAAACUUUUAGGUUUGAAGAAGCUGAUCGCAUUCGAAGCAAUUUUCUGGCGACACCAAAAAUGUCUUCGUACCUGGUUACGUUUCUUGUUAGCGAAACUUUCCAAGUAUUGGCCGAGGACACUUCCUUCACUCCGCCUGUAAGGAUCAUUGGCCGGUCCAACACAGCAGGUCUUGCCGACCACGCAUUGGAACUAGCAGUCCGUAUGACCAGAUACUAUGAUGAAUAUUUCGGGAUUCCGUACUCAACGCUGCAUCCAAAUCUGCUCAAUGAUCAUAUUUCUUCCCCUGAUUGGGCUUCGGCUGGCACAGAAAAUUGGGGAAUGGUCAGUUAUAGGGAACUCUACCUCAUCAUUGAUCCUCGUGAAACCGUCAUGUCCGUGGAGCAUUACGCUGCCACGUUGGUCUCCCACGAGCUCGCGCACAAAUGGUUCGGUAACCUGAUCACAUGUUACUGGUGGAGCAACACUUGGAUCAACGAAGGCUUUGCCAGUUACUUCGGGUACAUUCCCACCUCUCAGAUGUUUCCCGAGUAUGAGCAUCAUGAGCACUUUAACGCCCGCUACGUUUCGUCAUCGCUAUCGUUCGACUCUGGCGUCAGCACCGUGCCUCUGAACCAUGACGUAAACACACCAGCCCAAGUCACCGGCCACUUUGGAACCAUCAGUUACUCUAAGGGCGCCGUAUUCCUCAGGAUGACUGCUGACAUCAUCACCGAUGAGACUUUCCGAAAAGCUUGCCGUUACUUCUUGAUUAAUAACGCUUUCGAACCAACGGAUCAAUACGACUUAUUGAAAGCUUUCAAUCAAGCUAUAAUAGAAGACGGAAGUGUGUCUCAAUAUUCCAAUUUUAACUUUGAAGAGUACUACCGCAUUUGGGUCAACGAACCCGGAUAUCCGUUGCUGACGGUUACGGUUGACCAUGGUGACGGAACUAUUACUCUCAGUCAGGAACGAUUCUUCUUGAGUGCAUCUGCUACCCCGACAGACCAUAUAUAUCCAAUUCCUAUCACAUAUAGUAGUAAAAGCAAUAAUAACUUUGACAACGUCCGACCGGUCCAUAUAAUGACCACUAAGACUGAUGCUUUCAAUGUUGGAGUUAAAGGAGAGUGGGUUAUCUUCAACAAUCUUCAACACGGACAUUAUAGAGUUACAUAUGAUGAUACAACAUGGAAUUUGAUAGCAGAUGCUUUGCUUAACGAAAGAGAGUCUAUUCAUCAUCUAAAUAGAGCUGAGAUUGUGGAUGACAUCUUCGCCCUCAUGAGGUCGGGCAGAAUGACUUACAGUUUUGGUUUCAAAAUCCUUCGCUUCUUGCGCAGUGAAUCUAAUUACCACGUGUGGGAUGCAGCCAUCACUGGCUACACUUGGUUGAGAAAUAGACUCAGACAUUUACCAGAUCAAGCUACGUUUGACGCUUACAUUCUGGAAUUAAUGGAAACAGUCAUUAAUACUUAUGGCUUUGAUGCCGCGGCUAAUGAGCCUCCUACAACGAGUAUGGCAAGACAAACUGUACUACAAUUCGCUUGCAACCUUGGACACACAAAGUGCAUCCAAGAAUCGUACGACAAAUUCAGAGAAAUGAGAAGUGGUAAAUGGGUUAGUCCUCAGAUACGUCGUAACGUCUAUAUGACUGGCAUGAGAGAGGGAGACAGUUCAGAUUUCGAAUACUUACUAAACCGUUUUCGACAAUCGAACUUUGCUAACGAUCAGCUAGAAAUGCUCAGAGGAUUGGGAGCUUCUAAAGAUUCUCAAUUAUUGACUCGAUACUUGCAGUUGACCUUGACUAGGGAGGUGAGAUCGCACGAUAAAGCUACUUCCUUCAACUACGCUCUGCUCGGUAACCAAGAGAACGCUAACACGGUUCUCCAGUUCGUGAAGAACAAUAUUGCUGCUAUAAGAACGGCAUACAUUGAAGACGCUCCACCAACUCCAGUGCAUACAGCUUUGUCUAAUCUCGCUGCUUACCUUGAUGAAUCAGGUCUAGACGAAUAUGAAACUUGGCUACGUUCCACACAGACCAACAUACCGCAGUACAAUAGUGCGCUCUCAGCAAUUAAUUCGGCUCGGAGUAACAUUGCUUGGGGCACUGCUAAUGCCGAAAUGUUAUUAGCUGCUGCACGGGACAGUGCAACCGCAGUUGUGACGUCUGCUGCAUUAUUGGCUAUAACUACACUGUUUGCUUUAAUAAUGUACGUCAUGCAUCAUCUGACAAAAUUCUGCCUUCUGGCCGCUUUGGCUCUUGUCAGAACUGAUUUCCCACUGGACACAGACGAACCAGUCAAUCGAAGUAAUGUUGAUGAAACUAUUUAUCGAGUGCCCGAAGAUUUAGAUCCCAUACAUUUUGACGUGGAGAUCACUCCUUAUUUUGAAGCAACACAGACUGAUGAAGCAUUUACCUUUGAUGGUAUUGCCACGAUUCGGCUUAGGGCUGUAAAAGACAAUCUGAAUGCACUCAUCAUUCAAGAGAACGUUCGACACAUCGUCGCAGUCAGUCUGACCAAUACUGAUGGAGUUCCGAUUCGCUUGAAUACGAGGAACCCGUUUGAACGCAUAAGAGCUUACCACUUUUUGAAGAUUAAUCUUGCUGAAGGCGUUACUUUAGUCAACGGUCAAAUUUACAUAUUGACUAUCGAAUAUAUUGGUAACAUCAACGAAACCCCACUUUCUCGAGGAGUAUUCAGAGGGAAUUACAUCGGUGAUGAUGGAAAAUUGCAUUGGUACGCGGCAACACACUUACAGCCAACAAACGCCAGACAAGCAUUCCCGAGCUUCGACGAGCCCGGCUUUAAGUCUACUUUCAAUAUCAUCGUCAACAGACCUGCUCAUUUCACCGAGACUUAUUCCAACAUGCCAAUCAGGCAGACCAUACCAAUUGGCGACCGCGUUAAAGAAAUCUUUCACACUACUCCCAGAAUGUCAGCCUAUCUAGUUACAUUCCAUAUAAGUGAAGAAUUCACCGUUAUUGCUGACAAUAAUGAUCCUGUGAGGUCGUAUAGAAUUCUUGCAAGACCGAACGCCAAAGGUCAAGGUGAAUAUGCCUUGGAAGUCGGGCCCCCGCUAACCAAGUGGUUAGAAGAAUAUUUGAAUAUCGAUUAUUAUAGUAUGCAAUCUUUUAUGAAAAACGAUCAGAUUGCUUCGCCGUUUUGGGCUUCUGGAGCUACUGAGAAUUGGGGCUUGGUUACUUACAGAGAAGUUCGUCUCCUUUACGAACAAGGCGAAACAAAUGCACUAGACAAAAUGUACAUCGGAACUAUCACCGCUCAUGAACUCGCUCACAAGUGGUUCGGAAACUUGAUCACGGCCAGGUGGUGGGAUAACGUGUGGAUUAACGAAGGUUUUGCCAGCUACUUUGAAUACUUCGCUAUGGAUGGUGUUGAUCCCGAAUUAGAACUAGCUGAUCAAUUCAACUUGAUGUACAUGCAAAGCGCAUUAUCCACCGACGCUUCUGCAUCCACCAGAGCUUUACGUCAUACCGUGAACAGUCCAGCUCAAGUCACUGGUCAUUUUUCUGGAAUCAGUUAUUCUAAAGGAGCUUCCUUCCUGUUAAUGAUGAAGCACUUGGUUACAGAAGAUACAUUUAAGAAGGCUUUGAAUUAUUUCCUCAUAGAUAGGUCAUUUGAGUACGCCUCGCCGGAAAAUUUAUAUUCUGCUUUUGUGAGAGCAGUACGCGAAGAUAAUACACUGGAAACUACUUUCGACGUUGAAGAAUUCAUGAAGUACUGGGUUGACGAGCCUGGAUUUCCUCUUCUGGAUGUUGCAGUCAAUACAGAAACCGGAGUUAUCAGCCUUAAGCAGGAGCGCUUCUUCAUAAGUACCAGUGCAACACAAACUAAUCAAAUCUGGCCAAUUCCGUUGACCUACACAACUGGUAGCAACCCUAACUGGAACUCCCUGCGACCUUUGCACAUAAUGACCGCUCAGAAUGAUGAAAUACGUAUAACACCUGGAAACCAAUGGGUCAUCUUUAAUGUACAACAAAAAGGCAUCUACAGAGUGAACUAUAAUCAAGAAAACUGGGAACGUCUCGCUAAUGCUUUAAGCGAAGAUCAUACCAAUAUACAUCAUUUGAACAGAGCACAGAUCGUCGAUGAUGUAUUCGCGCUGAUGAGAUCAGAGAAGCUAAGUUUCGAUCUUGGUUUUCGUGUUUUGGACUUCCUCAAGAAAGACACCAGUUACUAUGUUUGGUAUCCGGCCGUCACUGGAUUCGGUUGGCUAAGGAACCGAUUUCUGCAUAUGCCUGAUGUGUUGGCCGAAUUUAAUACAAUUCUCUACACCUUCCUAGAAGCAGUCAUUGCAGAUCUUGGUUACGAUGUAGUUGACGGCGAACCCCUCACAAGGACCUUGAAUAGAUUUUUCGUUUUGUCAUUUGCGUGUAAUAUUGGGCAUGAUGGUUGCAUUUCUAAUGCUAUUCAGAAGUUCAAUGCUUUGAGGACUAGUGGUACCAGCGUCAAUCCUAACCUGAGACGCCAUGUUUUCUGCUCUGGUCUCCUUGAAGGUGGUUACAAUGAGUGGCGAUUCCUAUAUGAGCGCAGAAAGAACUCGAAUAACCAAGGUGACGAGGUCGCUAUGCUCAGAUCUCUUGGGUGCACCACGAACCCCCAGGCUCGACAGGAAUACUUAAGCAUGAUUUUGAGUGACGAUGUCAAAGCUCAAGAUAGAGUGAAUGCUCUCACAUUCUUCUAUAUGGGAGACCGUUCCAACGCUAAUGUAGCCCUGCAGUACUUGAAGGAGAACUUCGAGGAAAUCAGACAAGGAGUCGUUCUCCCCGCUUGGUUCGAUAACGUUAUUUCUAAUUUGGCUUCCUAUUUGAACGAAGAAGGACUCGAAGAUAUGGAAUCUUGGCUUCGGGCCAACCAAAACAUGAUACCCAACUUCAACGUUGGACUAAACGCUAUAAACUCGGCAAGAACAAGCAUGCAAUGGGGAACUGACAGAGCACAGGAGAUUCUGAAAGCAGCCAGAGGCUCUGCUGUUACCGUAUUGCCAACAUUCAUGCUGUUGGUCCCAACAUUAGCCAUGCUCGUUUUGAAGUAGUUGGAAGUAGCAUUUCAUCGUUGUCCAACCAAAAUCUGCUAUGUGCACUUUUUGAGAUUUUUACUUUUUGACCUUUUCGUAUAGUUCACAGCCCUAUCUAUCUACCGUAUAAAAAAACUGUUCUGUGUCUAUAUGGCUUUAAUAUUUAUCUAUAGCUUCCAUUUGAUAUAGUUCUUAAAAUUUCACCUUCAUAUAAAAUUUUAUACGAAAAUGUAUUUACUCGUUAAUUCAAAAUAGAGUUUUUGCACAUAGCAGAUUUUGAUUUGACAGCGACGAUUUGCCAAAAUUAAAGUUUGACAUAAACAUUGGUUUUAUUCAUUGUUAAUAAUUUAGCGUAACUUAUUUGAUGAUGUGAAAAUUGUUUAUAUUUGUAUUUUGUAAUAAAAAUAAAUCGAAUUUUUAAUAUA
Molecule: messenger RNA, 6256 nt
Organism: Bombyx mori (domestic silkworm)
Lineage: Eukaryota; Metazoa; Arthropoda; Insecta; Lepidoptera; Bombycidae
Exons: 31
Coding region: 153-5849 (1898 amino acids)
Biological process (GO): proteolysis; peptide catabolic process
Cellular component (GO): cytoplasm
Molecular function (GO): zinc ion binding; peptide binding; metalloaminopeptidase activity
Source: RefSeq, a predicted model, not a curated record